AUGGCUUACCGAACCCCCUACGUGACGCCCCACAUUCUGCACAAGAACUAUGCGCAAGCAUUCGAUGCCGAGCCUAGCAAAUUGGUCGGCCGGGACUUGGAGUACUUCUCCCAGGCUGGCUUCGACAUGGACCGAAUCUCCAUCAAGCGCAAUGCUCCGAUCGCACAGCUCUACGAGGAUGCCAUUCGGAACGAGGGUGCCAUCAUCUCAUCGUCUGGUGCGCUCAUCAACUUCUCCGGCAAGAAGACUGGGCGUAGCCCCAAGGACAAGCGCAUUGUCUACGAAGAGACGAGCAAGGACGAGAUUUGGUGGGGCUCUGUUAACAUCAUGAUGGACGAGCAUACUUUUGAAAUCAACCGCGAGCGUGCAAUUGACUACCUCAACACCCGUGACAACGUUUACGUCUUCGAUGGAUUCGCUGGUUGGGAUCCGAAGUACCGCAUUAAAGUCCGGGUCAUCUGCGCGCGUGCAUAUCAUGCUCUCUUCAUGAACAACAUGCUCAUUCGCCCCACUGAGGAGGAGCUAAAGGACUUCGGCGAGCCGGACUUCAUCAUCUACAAUGCAGGCCAAUUCCCCGCAAACCGGUUCACGAAAGGUAUGUCGUCGACGACAUCGGUCGAGAUCAACUUCAAGCGCAUGGAGAUGGUUAUCCUCGGCACCGAGUACGCGGGUGAGAUGAAGAAGGGCGUCUUCUCCGUCAUGCAUUAUUUGCAACCUGUCAAGUUUGGUCAGCUGUCGCUACACUCGUCCGCCAACGUUGGCAUUGACAAUGGCGACGUGACGCUUUUCUUUGGGCUGUCCGGCACGGGGAAGACGACGCUGUCUGCGGACCCGCGGCGCCUGCUCAUCGGUGACGACGAGCACGUGUGGUCGGACACGGGUGUGUUCAACAUAGAAGGCGGGUGCUAUGCCAAAUGCAUCAACCUGUCGCAGGAGAAGGAGCCCGAAAUCUUCAACGCGAUCCGGUUCGGAGGUCUACUCGAGAAUGUGGUGUACAACCCCCUUACGCGCGAACCGGACUACGAUGAUGUGAGCAUCACGGAGAACACGCGCUGCGCGUACCCGAUCGAGUAUAUCCCGAACGCAAAGAUCCCCUGCAUCGUCGAUCGCCAGCCGAGCAACAUCAUCAUGCUCACUUGCGACGCGUUCGGCGUGCUGCCGCCGGUGAGCAAGUUGACGCCCGAGCAGGCGUCCUACCACUUCCUCGCCGGAUACACUUCGAAGACCCCGGGUACGGAGGACGGCGUCUUGGAGCCCAUCCCGACGUUCUCGACGUGCUACAGCGCACCCUUCAUCGUGCUGCACCCGGGGCGGUACGCGGAGAUGCUCGCAGAGCGCAUGUCGAAGCACAAGGUGGACUGCUGGCUGAUCAACACGGGCUGGACGGCCGGCAAGUACGGAACGGGCAAGCGGUGCCCGCUCAAGUACACGCGCAUGAUCGUCGAUGCGGUGCACUCCGGCGCGCUCGCGCAGGCCGAGUACGAGACGUUCGGGACGUUCGGUCUGCAGGUCCCGACGCACAUCGAGGGUGUGCCGCGUGAGCUGCUCAACCCGCGUCUCGCUUGGGCGGAUAAGGAGGCCUUCGAGCGCGAGGUGCGCAAGCUCGCGGGCAUGUUCCAGAAGGCGUUCGCGCUGUAUGAGCAGGACGUAGACGAGAAGGUGCGCCUUGCGGGGCCGCAGGUCGCGUGA
Postia placenta MAD-698-R-SB12 is the source of this 1689-nucleotide messenger RNA. RefSeq lists its product as hypothetical. Gene Ontology annotation, cellular component: cytosol. Bases 1 to 1689 code for a protein of 562 amino acids. Lineage: Eukaryota; Fungi; Basidiomycota; Agaricomycetes; Polyporales; Adustoporiaceae. The record is from RefSeq and is a predicted model, not a curated record. Gene Ontology annotation, biological process: gluconeogenesis. The transcript has 7 exons. Gene Ontology annotation, molecular function: ATP binding; phosphoenolpyruvate carboxykinase (ATP) activity.